AUGACUUUGAUUUGCGGUCUCCUCGGCCUUCCUCCUUCAAAUGGAGUCCUUCCACAGUCCCCCAUGCAUACAAAGAGUUUGGCAGUUCUUAGGAGACAGCUGAUCCGAAAGAAGGUUGUGAAAAGUGCCAAGGAAUGCAUGGAACAACACAGUACCAGCUCUGAGUUAUACGGGAAAAUGCAAGCUGUGUUUGUUGAAAUGGAUACAUCCCCUGGUGUUAAAGAAUUGGAGACUUUGAAAGAAGCUGUAAUGAAAUCUGAUACCAAGGCUGGUGCAAUGGAACCUUUUGAUCCUGAGAAAUACAUAGACGCUAAUUUACCGGUCCGGGUUAAUGAACAAAGAAUGACCAACUUAUUGCAGUCCCUCCUGGUUGGCCUAUCAAUAAUAGGCAUCUCCGUUAUCAAGAAGAUACCAACUUCGGUUUUAUGGGGUUAUUUUGCUUACAUGGCAAUUGAUAGUCUUCCAGGGAACCAGUUUUGGGAAAGGUUAUUGCUCCUCUUCAUCGCCCCAAGCCGACGUUACAAAAUUUUGCAAGAAUCACACGCCUCGUUUGUGGAGACAGUACCAUUCAAAACCAUAGCUGGAUUUACAGCCUUACAGUUGGCAUAUUUUCUGUUCUGUUUUGGGGUCACAUGGAUACCUGUUGGUGGAAUAUUGUUUCCGCUACCGUUCUUCCUUCUUAUAGUUCUAAGAGAACACGUUCUACCAAACCUAUUCAAUCAUAACGAUCUUCAGGAACUAGAUGCUUCUGAAUACGAGGAAGUUAUCGGCGCCCCACGUGGAGUACGUAGUAUGUCACUAAAGGAUAACGAGCCAUGUGGUAGUGAUACCGAAGGCAGCUCAGAAGAUUACUAUGAUGCAGAGAUAUUGGAUGAAAUGACAACCAGCAGGGGAGAGUUGAAACUUAGAGCUGUAAGCUUCAACGAUCGAAACCGCAGUAACAGCUUCAACGAUCGAAACCAAAGCAACAGCUUCAAUGAAGGCAGACACAUUUAG
Molecule: messenger RNA, 996 nt
Organism: Vicia faba (fava bean)
Lineage: Eukaryota; Viridiplantae; Streptophyta; Magnoliopsida; Fabales; Fabaceae
Source: the annotation of a GenBank genome assembly